This is a messenger RNA of Ichthyophthirius multifiliis, 1206 nucleotides long. RefSeq lists its product as hypothetical. The transcript has a single exon. NCBI's taxonomy places the organism in Eukaryota, Ciliophora, Oligohymenophorea, Hymenostomatida. The record is from RefSeq and is a predicted model, not a curated record.
UAAUAAAGAAAAAUAAAUUAAAUAUGGGUAAUUGUAAUUCUGCCGAGAAUUAAUAAAAAGAUAAAUAUGGAUAAUUAGAAGUAAAUAUUGAAAAAAAUAAAGUAUAAAAAGGUGAAAUAAUAUCAGGUAGAUUAAAAUUAAAUUUAAAUCAAGAUUAUCCAGGUUUACAAUUAUCAAUAAGGUUUAGAGGAAUCGAAUCAAUAAGAAAAGGUACAGCACAAUAUGCUGAGAAUGAAGUAUAUGGCGAAACAAUAAAAUUAAUUCCUGUAAACACAAUAAAAGCAGGAGAGCAUUUAUAUUUUUUCGAAUUCGAAAUUCCUCAAAAUUUAAAAGCCUAGCAUUCAAGUGUAAUAAUAAAUGAAAAAGAAUAAAAAUUCGCAGUAAGUAUGGUAUAUUAAAUUAAGGCGAUUUUAGAACCAAUUGAGUUGUUAUCUGAAGAAGUGCAAAAAAUCGAAGGGUCAGCAAUUUUUUAAUUGCAAGCUGAUUUUUACGAAGAGGGAAAAAGUUGUAAUAGUAAGGGAAUUUUAAAAAACUAGUAAGGAAAAGAGUAUGGUAAUGUGAAUAUUUUUUUAAAAAGUGAUAAAUAUGGAUAUGAAAGUGGGGAUAAUACUAUAAUUGAUAUAAAUGUAGAUAAUAAAGAAGUAAAAAUGCCUUUAAAAUCAUUAAAGUGUAUUUUUUUGAGAGAAAUAUAAUUUUUAGGAAAAUGCAAAAAUAAAUUUUUAAGAAAUCAAAUUAAAGAAUUUGAUAAGUAAACUUUAAUUAGCAAAAUUAAUGAAUAAAUUGUUAGUUUUGAUAAUUAAAAUUUAGAUUUAAUUAAUACUUAGGUUUAGUUUAUUAUGCCUUAAAAUAUGGUUUAGAGCUUUUAUGGAAAGUAAUUUAAUUGUAAGUAUUAUUUUGAUUUAUUUGCACAUUAUGAAGAAAAUUAAUAAAAUUAUAUUGAUGCAAAAGCUAGAUUAUUGAUUAAUAUUAUUCCUAUAAAUAUUAGAUGUAUACCUUUAAGUCAUGAUGAAAUGCUUAAAAAAUAAAGUUAUUAAAAUUAAAAAAAUAUUCCGAAUAGUUAUUUGUAUUCUUCACUUGUUAAAUAAUCAAAAAUAGAAAAUAAAGAAAUUUAAUUUUAAGCUACUCCUAUAUAUUGAUGUUUUGUUUAUUUUUAAUAUUAUAUAUAUAUACUAUGUAAAAAAUAAGUUUUUUAUAAAAAUUAUUUAU